Scophthalmus maximus (turbot) is the source of this 1437-nucleotide messenger RNA. It is a transcript of the gene tceanc2, whose product is annotated as transcription elongation factor A (SII) N-terminal and central domain containing 2. Gene Ontology annotation, biological process: DNA-templated transcription. NCBI's taxonomy places the organism in Eukaryota, Metazoa, Chordata, Actinopteri, Pleuronectiformes, Scophthalmidae. Gene Ontology annotation, cellular component: nucleus. Bases 515 to 1138 code for a protein of 207 amino acids. The transcript has 4 exons. The record is from RefSeq and is a predicted model, not a curated record.
AAAGUUUAUCAUUCAUGUUGUUUUAAUGUAUUUAUUCAACUUAAAAUGUUUUAUGUUUUUUCUCUAUUUGCACGUCUACAGCCUCGUGUUGAGGCGAGUCAACAGUGCGUGCCGUUAUUCCCACAGUCCUCAAAGGCACCAUUAGCCUCUACUAUUUACCACAGCCUCUGAGCUGCAGCAGCUUCAGCAAACAGAACAUUCGUCACAGUCGUUGUUUGAAAAGUGACUGGUAAUGUGGAGGAGUGUGGACGGAUGAUGAAUUCAUCCAAGCUAACAAAGUAUCGAAUUUCAAAUGACAGAGUUAGCUCGGUGACGCUAACCAAGUAGCUGCUAACAGCUGUUAGCUCCUAGCAGCUAACCAGGUAGCUGCUAACAGCUGUUAGCUCCUAACUAGCCUGUAGCCUGAACUUCAGUUUAGCAGCCGACUUAAUUUAAUAGAACCAAACUCAGCCGUCGCGGUUGGCGUUGGCGCUUGUUGGUCAAACAAACCAAACAACCCACUUGGCUGCAGAACAUGGACAAGUUCGUGAUUCGGCUUCCUAAAGGGGAGAAACCGGCGAAAUCGAAGAGCAACGAAAGGGUUUACAGACAAACAACGAUUGAAUCUUUACGGAGGGUGGUCGUGAUCGAGGACAUCCUGCGCUGUAAGUCCAUGUUGGAGCUGCCCGGACAGAGCAGGGACAACCUGCUGAGCGCCCUGACCGAGCUGAGCAAGAAGAUCCCAUCCAGGGAGGUGCUCAGGUCCACGAAGAUAGGUCACACUGUGAACAAAAUGCGAAAGGAUCCGGACCCCGAGGUGAGUUCAAUGGCAGCAAAGGUUUACACCGACUGGAGGACGUUCGUCGAGGAGAAUUCCAAUAAGCCGUCUAUUGAGGUGCGCUCCGACAAGCAAUCUGAAGGACUCCGGAGCAACGCCAGACGACUGAUGUCUGAGGCCCUGGAGGUCAAGGAGGAUUCUGGUCUCGUAGACGUCAUUGAGAGAGAAGUGUUCCACCAGAGCUCGCGGCUGGUGAGCGGUUCGUACAGACGGACUGUUCGAGCGCUGGUUUUCGCCUUCAAACACAACCCUGAGAUCAGAGGUCAAGUGAAGGACAACUCAAUGUCAGCCGACCAGGUGGUUUCUAAAUACAAGAAAUAGCACGUUGAAGCGAUUUCUGGUUAAAGGUUUUUCAACACAUUUAGUUUUUAAAAUUUUUAUUUUUCUGUAAAGGAAAUACAAAAAACUUUAACAUUUUGUGGCACAUCAGUAGCCUGUUUGUUUUUUUCUGUGCGUAAGUCAUUAAGGAGAACACACAAUGUGUGGUGAUGAUAGUGAUAAUAAUUCUGUUCUUCUUUUUUUUUUGCCGUAAUCAUGUAUGAAUUUUUGUUGUUGUUGAUGGAUGCUUUGUUUUUAUACUAUUGAACAUUUUAUACAAAAUACAAUGUGAAAUAUGAUAA